UUCCUCGAGGUAUAUAUACUCAUGCACUGCAGGCAAAGGCACACUCCAGGGUCUGAGCAUCGAAAUAACUCAACAUGUUGCGUGGAAUCUUCGUGCUGGCGCUUGUGUUCGCGGCUGGAGUGUCCUACUCCGAACAGGCGAAGCUAGGAAAGAAGGUCGAGGACGAGCCAGCCAACGAGGAGGUCGCCGCAGACCAGCCGGUGGUUCUCUUUGAGGAAUCUGAGAGUAAGGACAGCGAAGGCUCCGCAUCCGCAAGGUCCAAGCGCUCUCUCCUCGGCUCCUACUCCUCGGGCCACAGUCACCACGGAUCCCACUCGGGGAGUUCGAGCUUCACCUCUCCGGUCACUGUCUCCGGAGGCAACGGGGCUUCCUUCUCCAGCUUCCAGGGAUUCGGGUCUUCGGGUAACGGGUUGGGCUCGUCGCUCGUAGGAUCCAACGGCGGCUCGUCUGGAUUCCAAGGCUUUGGAAGCUCCUUCGGCUCGGGACUCGGUUCGUCCCAAGGAUUCGGUGGCUCUUCUGGCGGCUUUGGAGCCUCAGGAUUCGGUGGCUCUUCCGGCGGCUUUGGAGCUUCAGGAUUCGGUGGUUCUUCUGGGGGCUUUGGACCCUCAGGCUUUGGUAGUUCCUCCGGCAGCUUUGGAGCCUCAGGGUUCGGCGGCUCAGUCCAACCAGGAAUCCUCGUGGGAUCAGGAAGACUGGUAGGUUUCAGUGGAGCUGGAAGUUCUUUGGGAUCCGGAUCAGUGGGCGUGGGUUCCUCCUUCAGUUCGGGCAGUUCCUUGGGCUCUGGCUCAGCAGGAUUCGGCUCAUUCCAGAACGGGAAUGGCGCAGGAUUCGGUUCCUCGUUCCAGAAUGGGAAUGGCGCAGUGUUCAGGUCUUCAUUCCAGAAUGGGAAUGGCGCAGGAUUCGGUUCCUCCUUCCAGAACGGGAAUGGCGCAGGAUUCGGGUCUUCAUUCCAAUCAGGAAAUGGCGCAGGAUUCGGGUCUUCUUUCAGUUCCGGAAGCUCCCUGGGAGGCUUCUCAGGCUUCUCAGGGUCCGGCCUGAGCUCCUCCAAUGGCGGGCUCGACGGCUCUUACCUUCCUCCCGUCUAAUCUAAAAUCAAUCUACGAAAUAUCUACGGAACGAUCAGACCAACCCACAGGACGCCGACUCCACGUCCUUGGAAAAAAAUAUCAUCCAUCUAAUGUAUAACUGACCCUCAGCACAUAAAAUUCUUUACAUCUCCUAA
Penaeus vannamei (Pacific white shrimp) is the source of this 1222-nucleotide messenger RNA. RefSeq lists its product as uncharacterized. The record is from RefSeq and is a predicted model, not a curated record. Lineage: Eukaryota; Metazoa; Arthropoda; Malacostraca; Decapoda; Penaeidae.